GUCAUCUCGUUGGCAAAACGUCCAAAAAAAAAUCACCUUCUCGCCUUAUUUCAUUUCUCGCCCCCUUCCGCCAUAAAAGCAAGGACGAGGGAUCCAAUCCUCCUAUCUCAAACCCUAAUCUUAAUUCCUCAUUUAUAGCUAUUGAAAUUUUGGGCGGUCUUCCAUUCUUGCGAAAUCAUCGCAUUUCCUCGGACGGAUUCAGUGAAAAAGAUUAGAUUUUUACCUCUACAUCGGCGUAUAUGCUCUGUAUCGGGACGGGCGUUCCGGUGACGAAGAUCCCGCACCAGAAGCGCCUGUUCCACAAGGUGAGGAGCCGGAGCUCGGAGAGUCAGCGGCGGCGAUCAUCGAUCGAAAUGGAUCCCGCGAUCAAGCCCGCCGCGAUCGCGGCGCCGCGGCCGCUGGUCCUGACGUCGAGGCCAAGCGGGCGCGUGAACGCGCUGCUGUCGCUCGUCUCGCUCCGCGCCCUUCGGAGCCUGCUGCUGCUCCUGAACGGGUUCAUCCUGCUUCUGCUUCUCCCGUUCCGGCGGCGGACGGUGGUGGUGUCGGCGGCAGAGGGGGAGGAAGCGGAGGGGGUGAGGGGGGCGAGGAAGGGGGCGGGCAGAAGGGGAGGGGCGAUGGUGGUGAGGGUGCCGACGGGGAUGGUGCCGCGGAGGCCGAGGGACUUCCAGGAGGGGGAGGCGGAGGCGAGGCGGGCUAUGGCGAUCCGGCGGAUGAGGGUGGAGAAGGAGGAGGAGGAGGAGGACGGCCGGAGGAGCGAGCGGGCGUGCGAGCUAUUCGCGACGGCCAGAGGGGAUACGCUCUUCACCCAGUCGUGGGCGCCCGUUUCCGUUCAAACCAAGGGACUGGUGGUUCUUUUGCAUGGCUUGAAUGAGCACAGUGGAAGAUAUAAUUAUUUUGCGAAGCAACUGAAUGAUAAUGGAUUUAAAGUGUAUGCAAUGGAUUGGAUUGGACAUGGUGGAAGUGAUGGGUUGCAUGGUUACGUCCAUUCUCUCGAUUAUGCUGUUGAUGAUUUGAAAGCAUUUUUGGAAAAGGUGUUAUCAGAGAAUCCUGGGUUGCCAUGCUUUUGCUUUGGCCAUUCAACUGGUGCUGCUAUUGUUCUGAAGGCAGUAUUGGAUCCAAAGGUAGAGGUUCAUGUUGAAGGUGUGGUCUUGACAUCACCUGCCAUAGGCGUUCAGCCAUCUCAUCCGAUUGUUGCCGUUGUUGCACCAAUAUUCUCCGUUUUAAUUCCAAGAUACCAAUUUAGCGCUUCCUAUAGGAGCGGACCACCCGUUUCUCGUGAUCCUGAGGCCUUGAGGACUAAGUAUUCCGAUCCACUCGUGUUCACUGGUUCUGUCAGAGUCAGGACUGGUCAUGAGAUUCUCCGCAUAUCAUCCUACUUGCAGCAGAACCUGAGCAAAGUUACGGUCCCAUUUCUAGUCCUCCAUGGCACAGCUGAUACAGUAACUGAUCCGGAAGGCUCCCAAAGACUCUACGAUGAAGCCUCCUCAACAAAUAAAUCCAUCAAACUAUACGAAUGCUUCUUACACGAUCUCCUCUUCGAACCUGAAAGGGAUGACAUCGCAAAAGAUAUCAUCGAUUGGUUGUGCUCCCGACUUGAUGAUCUAAACAGAGCCCAGAAAUAAAACCAAGACUGUUGGCAAUGGCAAAACCAUCCAGAUAGAAAACAUCCAGCUAUUAAAUCUCAUAUCGCAAGGUUUCUCCCCUGGGGGAUUCCACUUUCUGAGCUGGAGGUUGAUGUUGUAUUGUGCAUCUGCUUCCUGUAUGUCAUGCCGAGAGCCAGAGCAUGGCAGCACAGCCAUAUUGUAUUGAGACUUGAAUUGUUUGGGGGUUUCCCUGAUGUAUUUAUUUGAAUUUAAUGAAACUUUUUAGUUAAAGUC
Messenger RNA from Phoenix dactylifera (date palm), 1877 nucleotides. RefSeq lists its product as uncharacterized. The record is from RefSeq and is a predicted model, not a curated record. NCBI's taxonomy places the organism in Eukaryota, Viridiplantae, Streptophyta, Magnoliopsida, Arecales, Arecaceae.